CACAAUUGUUUGUUUUUUUUAUACACAAUUUUUUUUUUUUAUAUACCAACACUUUAAACAAUAAAAAAAUCAAAACGAAAUAUGGAAGAAAAGCCACAAAGGAUAUCUUCUUUUUCAAUAUCCUCUGAAAUUGAAGAAUUCCGUACAGACAACAAACCAUCACGCAAAUUUCUUUGGUUUAUUCCUUUGGCUCCACAUGCACAUCCUAUUCAAUUCUUCUUUUUAUUGAUUGCCGUUUUUACACCUAUUGCUGUGAUUGUCUUUAUCGCAAGUGCACAAUCAUUUUAUAUUCUUAUCCGGAUUCAAGCUGUAUCACAUGAAACAGGCGAUAUCACUGGCUCUUUGGCGCUAUACUCGGAAAUCAUAUCUUUGGUGGCGGUUGUAUUUUGGGGUGUAUUUUCUGAUCAUCAUGAAAAACGGACAGUGAUGGCUUUGGGCAUUAUUAUUAUGGGUAUUCCUUGUAUCUGUUAUCCUUAUGCAACCAACGUGUAUCCUUCUCUGUUGAUCUUACGUCUCAUCUUCUCAGCUGGUACCGCGGCAACUACUUCCAUGAUGGCAGCUUUUUUUAUCGAAGUGGUUAGUGGUAAAGGUGGUCUUGUUUCUGGUUUAUUGGGUGCAAGCUCUGGUUUAGGUGCCAUCUUUUCCGUAUUUGUGCUUUUCAUGGUACCAUCCGAAGUCAACAAGGUAUUUCAAGAUUAUACAAAAUCUCUUAAUAUUUCAUUUGGCGUCAUUGGUGGUGCUACUGUCUUUGUUGGUAUGGUGCUUUAUUUCGUCCUCCCAAAAUCCCCUCAAGUCGUCCAAUCUACAACCGAAGCCCAUUAUCUUCCUUCUCGAUCAUCCUCCUCUUUCUUCUUGACACGCUGGUGUGGUUAUUUUAUUCGCGGCAUUCAAGAUUUUAUAUACAAAAUCAAACGUGGGGUGAUGGCAGCAAAGGAUCCCAAAAUUGCCCUUGGAUAUACAACUAGUUUUUUUGCGCGUGCAGACGAAAUCAUCAUCUCGAAUUUUGUCAGCUUGUGGAUUACUCAAUACUAUAUUGAACAAGGUUCUUGUUCAGUGGGUGAACCUUGUUAUGUAUCGGCUGCAACGUCUGGAACUUUGACUGGUAUUGCUCAAGCUGUGGCUUUGGUGGCAUGUCCUUUCUUUGCUGUGGCUUCAGAAUAUUUACCAAAGGAAUUUCCAAUCAUGGCAGCUGGUUUGAUUGGUGCUGGUGGAUGUAUCCCUUUUUCUUUUUCUAUUGAUCCUACAUCAAAAGCAAGUAUGGCGUUGGUGGUUCUCAUUGGGAUUGGUCAAUAUGGUAUGAUUAUCUCUGGCUUAACCAUGGUUGGUGGUGAUCAUGUUCCGGUUGCUUAUCGAGGAAGUGUGGCAGGUACCUUCUCCUUUUUUGGCGCUCUCGGUAUCAUUGUUCUCUCCAAAUUGGGGGGUGUUUUAUUUGAUCGAUGGAUGAAGGGUGCACCUUUUUUGUUGUUGGGUAUUGGACAUUGCAUAGUUUUAGUUUUGGCUUUUUCUGUCUAUUUAUGGGAACACUUUUUUUUAAAAAAAAAAAAAAAAAAAAAAAAAAACUAUAACUAA
This is a messenger RNA of Halteromyces radiatus, 1569 nucleotides long. RefSeq names its product major facilitator superfamily domain-containing protein. Gene Ontology annotation, biological process: transmembrane transport. Gene Ontology annotation, molecular function: transmembrane transporter activity. NCBI's taxonomy places the organism in Eukaryota, Fungi, Mucoromycota, Mucoromycetes, Mucorales, Cunninghamellaceae. The transcript has 3 exons. The coding region runs from base 82 to 1569 and encodes 495 amino acids. The record is from RefSeq and is a predicted model, not a curated record.